GCCAUGGCGGUUUAUUUGACUCCGCGGUUCAGGAGGCUCCGGAGUCAGAGCGAGUUAGAGCCGCGGCGGGGGAGCGGGCGGUGGCGGCGAGAUUGUGAUGGUCCUUUUCAAGCAACUCAGCUAUGGAAUAGUAUUAUUCAUGCUCUUCACAGUCAUGUGGAAAUCAAAAGACGCAGACAACAUCUUAAAACUUAUAAAAACUGUUUCACUGGCUCAAAUGCUGUUGAUGUGGUACUGAGCCAUCUUAUGCAAAGCAUGUACCUAAGCUGCAAUGAUAUUUCUCGGCUGAAGGGAGUCCGUGUAUGCCAGGCGUUGAUGGAUCACAAGGUGUUUGAGCCAGUUGGAGCAAAACUUUACUUAUUCAAGAAUGAGAAAGAAACAGAGUUUGAAGACACAAACACUAGUCUCUAUAAAUUUGUAAAUAGCAGUCUUACUCCUCUUCUUCCGAGAAAUAAUAAAAACAAUGAGAGCUUGUCUCCUGAGGAAAUCUGCAAAGAGAAGACAAAAAGAUGUUCCAAAACAAAGUGUGAAACAACACUUUCAAACCCCUUAGCAUUAGAAGCAGCCGAUAAAAAGAGGGUAGAGGAGCUUCUUCAAUCAAUAAAUGUUCAUGGAUCUUUACCUCCAAAGAUCAUGGUUAAUGAACCAACUCAUCUGCUUUCAAAAAGAAUAAUAGAUGAUGUCUGGAAACAGCAAACUCUGCUACGACUGCUACAGUUAAUCGAUGUUCCAUUUCUAGAAGAUACCUUGGUGUCUUCAGUGAAGACAAAACAGGAUUGUUUUGGCAAAGAAGACCUAAUUAUCUCAAAUACUUUCCUGGACAGAGAGAUUGUAUGUAGCUUAAACUUGCCUGAGCUUGACAAAUGGCUCUAUGCUGCAAUUGAAUGCUUGGAGUAUUUCCCAGACCAAUUCAUAGUGAUGGUUAGUCAGCAGUUACAUCAAAGCACUAACAAACUCAGCAGUCUGAAUACAUACAAGAAGAUUCUUUUUGACAUUAUAAUAAAGUAUUAUAGUCAAAAGAAGGACUCCCUUCUUGCCACUCAGGAUCUCGAUAUUCAUUCAGGAAUUAUAGACCUUAUAGAAAAAGGAAAAACAGAUCAAGCUCUGGAGGCAUCACAACUUUAUUUAAAAUUGUUAGCACCAAAUAUUCAAGAAGAACUACAUAGGUUCCUGACAUUCCUAGCCAUUGCAUCUGAAUCCGAGGGCUACAAAUUACAAAAACAAUUUGAUAACAGACCAGUGGUCAUCAAGACUUGCACAAAAUUCAUCUUCCAGAAUAAGACAUUGUCAAAACCCCAGGCAGAACUGCUGACUCAAUUUCUGAUGGACAAUCACUCUGAGCUCUUCAAGACUCCUUUAACUCUUCUGGAACUAACUAGUAGGAGACUUGAGAGUUUGCUAGAAGGACAAGAUCCAGAUAUUGAUUCAGGCUUCACCUUCUGUCAGCGUGUGACAAUGAAAGACUAUGAAGAUCAAAAACAACAAACAAGUCAGUAUCUUCUUACAUUGGCUCAAGAGAUGGACAGUGACCCCACUAUUCCUUUGAAGCGGAAGAAGAAAUUAAUUAAAGAAUUCCGAAAAUACCAUUCUCUCGCCUACUGUAGUGGUUGUAAAACUACAUGUGAAUUUUGUACUCUAAAGGGUUAGACAUGAAUACAGCCAUUUAAAAAAAAAAAAAAAAUGGGGGAUGCAUACGAAAAUUGUUCAUGAUGCAAACCAUUUUCUUAUGUCCUUACAUCUUCAGUUACAGGAAACUACAACUAUCAAAAUUACUCGGCUGCUAAUAAGCAUUGAUUCUAACUAAUGACUUUUAAACAAAAUGUACUCAAAUUCUUUUACUAAUAAUGGCACACUGCUUAUGCUGCUUUGAAAUCAGGGUUUGGCACUUUUUUCAUUCUGUCCCAUGGCCCCACGGCUUUCUAGCUGAGCCAAUUCUACAUUCAGAGCCAUGCUUGGGUUCAUAACCAGUAAGGUUUCUAAUCUUUUCUAUCUGUAGUUUAUAAUCUAACUAUAAUCAAAUCUUAAACUGUAAAUUAUGUCUCCUAUGAGUAUUAUAGAAGUAUAAAAAGUGACUGGCUCCUAACAUUUUUGACACAGUGGGUUUUCAAUCCGUGACAGGCAAGAUUCAUUAGGCAGGAGAGCUGUGUGUGCUUGUGGUCAGUAAUUACAGCCUGUUACUCCUUCCCCACUCUGGCAGAGCGAGCUGCUGCUAAUCUGGAAGUUAUGCAAAAGCGAGGAAAAAAACCAAGGAAUAAUAAUUUUGGUUUAGAUCGGGUUAGAUCUCUUGGUGUACCUAAGCUAUAUAUUUUAACAUGAGGAUACUUUGAUAGUGUCCAGUCACUUGUCAUAAAUACUUUGAUAGCGUUUAUGGAUUCAUAGGUCAAAGCUAGAAAGCACAUUGGCCUGUCUUGACAAAGUGAUAGUUAACUGUACAUUGACAAGGAAAUAUUGAUUCAAAUCAUUAAAUAAGUAUCCAAUAUAAUGUUAUAGUGGUUAAAUUACUUCUUCCAUUCUCAUGACAGACGUGGUCAUGUAUUGGACAUAGAAACAGAACUGAGAUUAUAAGGGACCUCUGCUCUAGUCCCAUCACCCAGCUCAAAGUUGAGUCAAUUAGUGCAGGCUCCUGAGGGCCUUUUCCAGUUGAGUUUAGGAUAUCUCCAAGGAUGAUGACACGCCCUUUCAAGUAAGUCUGAUCCAGGUUGACUGGCCUCACAGCAUUUAAAAAAAAUAACCAAAAAAACCCCAAAACAAAAAAAAACACCCCACAUUUAGGUUUGUGCCCAUUGCCUCCUGUUCUUUCACUGGGCACCAAUGAGAAGUGUUUGGUUUGGUCGUCCUUGCUCCCUCUGAGCCUUCUCAAGGAUAAACAAUGGCAGUUCUCUCAGUGUCUUCCUUGUAUGACAGAUGCUCUAAUCCUUUAUCAUUUUCAUGUCCCCUUUGCUGGUCUAACUCUGCUAUGACUGAUUUUCUUUUGUGCAUAUGCUUCUUUAGAUACUCACAUCCUCAUACUGCUUUUCAGACAUGUGGGGCAAGUUACUAGGAUACCAAAGCUUUCUGAAAGCAAAUGCUCUUUUUCUUUUUUUCCCUUUUCUGUUUCCUUUACCUUUGGUUACUCUGUUAGAUAUAACCAACUGUGUGUACAAGUAAUAGUGUGUGUUAAUUUGCAAAUUUCAAGUAGCUUUAUUUAAAUGAGCUGUUAGAAAUCAGGGAUGUAGCUGAAAUGUCUGUCCAUGCGUCUGUUUAUGCACUUGUUAUUUAAAAGUGACUGUCUGUUGUAAGCUAAAUAAUUUCUGGAGGAGGAUAAAAGACCCAAGUUUCACCUUUCAGAGGUGAAUGACCUAAUUACUAGACUAUAGGGCCAUGUAUUUUUUUUCUAGCGCUGUGUGGGGAUUUUGGUCAUUCUCUCAGAAAAGGGAGCACGUACAGAAGUACGUUAUUGAGAACUGUAAACAGGAAAUUAUUUCCUGAUUACAUGCUUCUGGUGUUGAGUAGUGGGAGAAGGGGAUUUUAGUUUGGUUUUUUUUUUUUUCCUCUCUCUCUUCAGUCCCUUUAUUGUGUAUCACUCAAUAUUGAACCUGGUAAUGGGGAGGGGUGAUAACAUAGUAAUUUGUAGGCUAGAUGGACUGGGAAUUGCUUUGGAAAAAAACGUAUUUUAAGAAAAAAAAUUGCACUUUGUGACUUGAUUAGAAUUUUCUUGUGCUAAU
Molecule: messenger RNA, 3704 nt
Organism: Tyto alba (common barn owl)
Lineage: Eukaryota; Metazoa; Chordata; Aves; Strigiformes; Tytonidae
Gene: DEPDC4
Product: DEP domain containing 4
Exons: 9
Coding region: 4-1647 (547 amino acids)
Biological process (GO): intracellular signal transduction
Source: RefSeq, a predicted model, not a curated record